AUUGAUUCAGGUCUUGUUGUAUCUGAAGUCUCCGUCCUUCAGCGCGGCCACUGUCCGGCUCAAGGUCAGAGCAGAUGGUUCAUCUGGUUUCACCUCGGCACUGAAGCUGAUCCCAGAGCAGCCGAGCGAGCCGAGCGCCGAAAAACAGAUGGAGGAGAGACUUUAAACCUGAGACUGCAGCGAGAGUCAGCAGGACAACAAACACGUUUACACCAAUUCUUCCUCAAGUUUUUCCUCAAAUGUAACCAGAACUGUUUGAAGAACGCAGGAAACCCUCGAGACAUGAGGAGGUUCCAGGUGGUCGUGUCCACCACAGUAAACGUGGACGGUCACGUUCUCGCCGUGUCCGACAACAUGUUCGUCCACAACAACUCCAAACAUGGCCGUCGCGCCCGACGCCUGGACCCGUCUGAAGCAGCCACACCCUGCAUCAAAGCCAUCAGUCCCAGUGAAGGCUGGACGACCGGAGGAGCCACUGUCAUCCUCAUCGGGGACAAUUUCUUUGACGGACUGCAGGUCGUCUUUGGAACCAUGUUGGUUUGGAGUGAGCUGAUCACUCCUCAUGCCAUCAGGGUCCAGACGCCUCCUCGUCACAUCCCCGGGGUCGUAGAGGUCACGCUGUCCUACAAGUCCAAACAGUUCUGCAAAGGAGCACCGGGGCGCUUCGUCUACACCGGUGAGUUACCAUGGCAACAGAGAGAGUGUGUCAGAUGAUCCUGGACGGCUGUGGAUCAGUGGUAGAGCGGGCUGUCUAUCAAAGACAAGGUCGGGGGUUUGAUCCCAGGCUGUCUGUGACAGCAGAUCUGAUGUCAUGUGACUUGUCCACACUCCACACGCAUCCCGUCCUCAGCUCGUCCUUCAGACUCUUUGUCCACUGUGUGUCCACCGCGCGGGCGUCUUAUCUGUCCUCACAUUAUUCCGUCAGAAUAUCCAGAUGUCAUUCAAAGUAGCUCAAAGGUCACAUGUGCUCUGUUUAGUGCGAUAAGAAAAUGUCACGACGUUCAACGUUCUUCAUCACAGGCCGACGCCUUCUUCCUCUUUUGUCGCACACGUCUCCCGGUCCCGCCUCCAGGACUGGGAGGUGUUUCUUCUCCUCACAAUGGACGGUCGUCGUCGGCGACGGCUUUUGCGAUGCUAAUCUGAGAUCACAUUUACAGAUUAUGACACGAGACGAGCAAGUGAAUAAAACUGUUGUCCUGACUUUAAAGAAGCAGACGCUCAAAGAAAUGAGGACAAGUGAACGCAUCACAGCUUUACAUCAUAAUCUACAUAAUCCAGAUGACUGUGAUGUUCCUGUUUACAUCAUAAUUGACAUAAUCCAGAUGACUGUGAUGUUCCUGAUUACAUCAUAAUUGACAUAAUCCAGAUGACUGUGAUGUUCCUUCUUACAUCAUAAUCUACAUAAUCCAGAUGACAGUGAUGUUCCUGCUUACAUAAUAAUCUACCUAAUCCAGAUGACUGUGAUGUCCCUCUCUUCUUGCUUACAUAAUAAUAGACAUAAUCCAGAUGACUGUGAUGUUCCUGCUUACAUCAUAAUAGACAUAAUCCAGAUUAAUGUGAUGUUUCUGUGUGAGGGGGAGGAGUUGCUGUAAAUGGAUUUGUUGAAGUAUUUUUUCAGUCAGUGAUUUUCAGAGAAGUCGUGUUUUCCCAGGAAAGUCAAUAUUGUCAGACUCCACUCAUUAAUUUAAACCCUCCUCCUCCUCCUCCUCCUCCUCCUGAAGCUGCACAAUGGGAUCUGGGAUCAGAGGGAGGAGAAGGAGGAGGAGGAGGAGGGAAAAACUGAGCUGAAGAAGUCAGAUUCAUAGACAGACUCGGGAGAGGAACACAAAAGACAUCAUAAUAACACACUGAGUGUGUGUGUAACACAAAGUCAGUGCAGUUUCAUGC
Solea senegalensis (Senegalese sole) is the source of this 1887-nucleotide messenger RNA. RefSeq names its product transcription factor COE1-like. Gene Ontology annotation, molecular function: RNA polymerase II cis-regulatory region sequence-specific DNA binding; DNA-binding transcription factor activity, RNA polymerase II-specific. Gene Ontology annotation, biological process: regulation of transcription by RNA polymerase II. The record is from RefSeq and is a predicted model, not a curated record. The transcript is spliced from 5 exons. The annotation marks the transcript as partial. Lineage: Eukaryota; Metazoa; Chordata; Actinopteri; Pleuronectiformes; Soleidae.